AUGACGUUUCGACGACAAGCUGAAGAUCGUGUUAUUUUGAACAAACAGGUACCAGGAUCAGAAGUCAAGAUGAUAACGGUACCAAUAUCAGCCUCCAGCCCCUACAGAUCUUACAGCGACGGCAGUAAGGUCGCUAAGGAGCCCUUGGUCAGGACAGCGGAAGAUCAUCUUUUGCCGAAUGCACAAAUUUGUAAAGAGUCCUUGAAAGACAUGAAGGAACAUUCGGCAGCCCAACGAAUGGAGAGAGAUAAGGACUCGCCACAGCGGUCGCAGAGCAGCGCGGCUAGCUUAAUUUCUAUAGGUGCCGAUAUAUCUCCGAGUUCUUCCCAAUUCUUUGAAGUAUUCUAUAUUGGCAAAAUCAAAGUAUCGAGUCCAAAAGUACCAGAAUCAUUCAUUGACGACGCCUUGAUAAAGUUUCGCGUUCAUGGACUUGAAAAAUCGAGAUCUUCAACGAGUAAUCUUCUGUCAGAUUGCCAGCGAUUGAAACGUCAAGCUUUAAUGUCUUCCAUUAAUAGGAGAAACAGUACGGAAUCUACCGCCAGUGAAUCAGGCAGUAUUGAGAACGUGUCGGGAAAUAAUAUAAUUCCAAGCGUGAAUCCGCUUGGAAUACCGCCAGUCUUAAGUAGCUCCGUGGAGACUUUUCCAAGAACAACCACCAACCCCGCAGAAAACGAUGGUCGUGAUGAGAAUCGAACCGAAUCUUCCGCUACUUCUAAUAUCACUGUACCUGAAAUUAUGCGAAAUCGCGCGGCAUCUACUGGCAGUGUUUUAAGUGGCAGAAGAGAUUCUACUAUUAAAGGAAACGAUGAUCACAAUCGCACUAUGGUUUUUCAGGUAGGGCGAUUUGAUCUGAGAUUAAUUAGCCCUGACAGAAAACAGAUUCUUCUGCACAAACAAUUAAAAGACGUAGCCAGUUGCGCACAAGGCGUAAAAAACCCUGAGCACUUUGGAUUUAUUUGCAAAGAGUCGGAAUAUUUCAUCGGAUAUGUUUUCAAAUGCCAAUCCGGAUCAGUCGCCGAUGACCUUGUUGCAGCAAUUAGUCAAGCUUUUCUUACGACUUGCGAUGUUGCAAGAAAGGAGAGGUAUUCUGUAUUUUCUUGCGAACACUGUCCUAUGUAUUGGUAUAAUAAAUUAUGCCAAGAAAUUGAAGGGCAAAAUGACAGAAGAGUUCAAAGUAUUAUCUUUUCCCGUAUGGAAUUAUUACCGGAGGAUGAGCAGGAAAUCGUUGUGAGCAAGUAUAAGGGUGCCGAGGCUGCGGGUAACAUUGGAGUAAGCUCCUCAAAUCUGCGAGAGCAAAAUCAAUUCUUAAUGCGACUAUUGCGUGCUCAUUGCGAGUCGAAACAAACUAGACAUGUACAUGAUACGGCUGAAAAUAGGAGUGAAUUUCUUAAUCAAUAUCUAAGCGUAGGUGUUGGUAGUACGAUAUUUAUGAAAGCAAAACGCUCUCUUACAAAUAGUUUUGAUAAUCUCAUGAAAAGAAAAGGUUCGCGUGAUGAUUUCGGCCUGGGCCCGCAACUGAGAGACACGAAUCAUCUGAGUACGGGAAUACAAAAGUAUGGUAGUCAGAGUCCAGAUAAUUCGCGACAAUCAUCUAUAUUGGACAUUUCGCCGGAAUCUAGUAGACCAAGAUCAUUGCGUGUUUCGCCUGAACAGCAAAUUGUAAAUAACGGACCAAAGAGUUCCAUGAUGGAUAUCUUUUUAAAAGUUGGUAACUCACCUAAAACAUCUCCUACGGAGACCGACGGGAAUAGCACAAUUCAAGCCAAUAGUUCGUGGCGGCAAACGAUACUAAACAGAGUUGUGACGCCGAAUAAAGAUCAUAACGCUACAGAAAUUGAAAAAAUCAAUAUCCUCAAAAAUUUGGAAACUCCCGUUAAACGUAGAUCAAAACAAGAAUUGCGAGAUUUGUGGAAGAAAGCGAUCAAUCAACAACUAAUACUUAUAAGGAUGGAAAAAGAAAACGCAAAGCUUAGAGAACGUCAAGAGGAGGCAACAGUAAAAAGGAUUAAACUCGAAUACGACGAGCUUAGUAGCUGCGCGCGUGAAGUAAUAGAAGUUUGGGACCUUCUUGUUAGCAAAGAAUCGCGAGUCUCUACUAAAUGUGAUAAUCAAAUGCUUUUACAUGCUAUUAAGCAAGGUGUACCAAAAGGAAAAAGAGGUGAGGUGUGGCAGUUUCUAGCCGAGCAAUUCUGCUUGAAACAACCACCUAUAGAUACUCAAGAGUUUCCAAAUUAUAACACACCGUACGAACUUCUCCUGAAACAACUCACAUCUCAACAACAUGCUAUCCUUAUUGAUUUGGGAAGAACUUUUCCGAGCCAUCCAUAUUUUAGUUCACCUUUGGGACCUGGUCAAUUAGCACUCUUUAAUUUAUUGAAGGCCUACUCCUUGCUAGAUCACGAAGUUGGUUAUUGUCAAGGUCUCAGUUUUGUCGCUGGAGUACUUCUUUUACAUAAUCAUUUCGAUAAACAUGAAGUUUCACCUACUUUAUAUGCCGCUCCGUGGUUAUUGACGCUGUUUUCUAGCCAAUUUCCCUUAGGUUUUGUAACCAGAGUUUUUGAUUUACUUUUUCUGGAAAGCUCCGAAGUUCUUUUCCGUGUAUCGGUCGCAUUAUUAGAAGAGCACCAAGAUCAAUUGCUAUGUUGCGAUAGCUUUGAAGAAAUUAUGGAAUAUCUCAAGACACGUGUGCCGGCGAUAGACAAACAAAGUUUAGAUCGCAUAAUGAAACGUGUAUUUUAUCCCGACUUAGAAAUCACAAAACAGUUGAACGAAUACAGAGUGGAAUACCAAGUACUUCAAGAGGAAAUGAUAUCGGUGAAGCCACAAAUGGAGAAUUUAGAGAAAUUCAAAUUAAAAAAUAAGCAACUCACGCAAGAAGUUGCACAGCUUAGCGAGCAACUUGAGAUUACUAUGAGCAACUUGCAUAGGCUUGAAACAGCGCGUUCAAUGCAACAAGCUACUAUCCAUAGACUUGAGUCUCAAAAUCGCAGCCUUGAAGUAACAGUGGCUACAUUGGGUGCGUUCAUUCAGCAAUUAGCGGAUACACGUUCCGAUAUCGAAGUUCCGGGCGAAGUUCGUAGAAUAAUCGCACAGCUGAGUAUGGUUGAGAAACGACGAAAUACUGGUACCAAAUCAUAUCCUUUGAAAGUCAUCGAAGACAACAAGCACGGAAUGAUAAAAAGUAAUUCAACUGGAAGAGAAUCUCAAAAUCUUUUAAAAAAUAAUGGCACGGAUACACCGUACCCAUUGAAGUCCACUCUGAGCCAACCCAACUUAGCAACGAAAUUAGAGAAAGUCUCUUCGUUUUUUUCGAACUCACACAAUCACAUACAAAAGCAACGUGCGCAAUUAGCAGCUCUUAGAAAUGAAUAUUCUGAACGAGUAAGAAACAACGACGAGAAUGAUCCUAAGACAGUCAACAUCGACAUUCAAAUUACGGAUACUAUGAAUCUGGCAAACAAUCCGCUUCCACAAAACGAAAACAAUUUAAAAGUUCCAGCUACCAAUUUAGAGAAAUCGAUAUCAUUACCACUGAAACUCAAAUUGAAAUCGUCGAAGUCAGCAUACGAGUUAAGUUCUGUGAGAAAGGUUCCUACUAGCAAGCUUGAAAUUACGAGUAAUGAUUCAUUAACAAAUUUGACAGGAACAAUACACCCACUCGAUACUUGUAGCGAUGUGAAUUUCCGGUUUAGUGGAACCACGAAACUAAAAUCUAUCAAACCUGUGAAAUCUAGUCAGAGUUGCCAGGAAGAUAGUAGUAACAAACAAAAGCCAGAACAAAUCUCCGAUCCUUUAAACAGAUAACAAUUACUUUCAAAUGCAUCUUCAAAGAGCAUCUUAUCGAAAAGAAUUUUCAUAAAAAAUAUAUAUUUAAAACGAUACUGGUGAUGAGUAACUUAAAGAUUGCAUCUUUAUAUUUGAUUAGUUUUGUGAUUUUCGCGUCAUAAAUUAGCCAAUUUUUAAGAGGGAAGUUUUAAAAUUGGCUAAUUUAUACAAUAGACAGAGGGAAGGAAAUGAUUCUUUUUUAUUCUUAUUCAGAUCUGAUGUGUUUGGCAACACAUUACAACUUAUGAAAGUGAAAUGUUCUACUGAAACUAUAUUGAACAUUUGGAAAUCUCAUAUAUAGUACAGAUAUAUAGUCGAUUGAAAAUCCACUAUCUCCAAAUGAACAUUUAAAACUAUAUAUAAAGACGCAUUAAGUAUUCAGAAAAUGAGAUAAAGAUAUCAAAAUAAGGUACUAAAGAUAUAUACAUAUAUACAACCAGUUUCAGAUUGCCAAAGGAAGUGCCAAACUUUCUCUCUCUGUGUUAGAAUAUAUUUUAUAAUAAGACAAAAACAAUUUUAGUUACUUAAAGAUAAAUAUAUAAUAUAUAUGUACAUAU
Messenger RNA from Trachymyrmex cornetzi, 4382 nucleotides. It is a transcript of the gene plx, whose product is annotated as PTB_TBC1D1_like and TBC domain-containing protein plx. The record is from RefSeq and is a predicted model, not a curated record. Bases 1 to 3804 code for a protein of 1267 amino acids. The transcript is spliced from 16 exons. Lineage: Eukaryota; Metazoa; Arthropoda; Insecta; Hymenoptera; Formicidae.